AUGCCUGCGCAGCGGGCGCUGCUUCUGGCCUUCCUGUUGUCCUGGCUCCCGCUCCUGGAAGGCGCCAAAAUCCUGACUAUCACCUUGUUGGGGGGAAGCCAUAAUCUGCUGAUGGACCGGGUGUCUCAGAUUCUUCAAGAUCAUGGGCAUGAUGUGACCUAUCUUCAACUUAGUGAACCUCAUUUCUCAUCAGGUUUUAAAAGGGAAGAAAAAUACCAAGUUGUCCGUUGGUCUCCUCCUGAAGACUAUAAACAGGAAUUCAAGAAAUACAUUGAUUUCUUUUUAAAGGAAUCUUUCCUGGGAAGAAACUCGUUUACCAGCUUUUUGAAGUUGAUAAAGCUACUUGCAACUCAGUGUGGUCAUCUGUUGAGAAGGACAGACAUCAUAGGCCCCUUAAAAAACGAGAGUUUCGACCUGCUGGUGGUUGAUGGCACAGAUAGUUGUGCUUUCCUGAUCGCUGAGAAACUCGGAAGGCUGCUGGUGGCCGUCCUUCCUCUCACCUUCGGAGCCAAGGGUUUUGGGCUGCCUGAGCCUGUGUCUUAUGUUCCAGUGUUUGACUCCCUGCUGACAGACCACAUGGAUUUCUGGGGCCGCGUGACAAACUUUCUGCUGCUCUUCAUUUCUGCCUGGAGGGAAUGGUGCGUCAGUGCCCAGUUCGACGACACAAUAAGAGAACAUUUUCCAGAAGACUCUAGGCCAGUGUUGUCUCAUCUUCGACAAAAAGCAGAACUGUGGUUUGUUAAUUCUGACUUUGCCUUUGACUUUGCCCGACCCCUGCUUCCUAACACUGUCUAUAUCGGAGGUUUAAUGAGCAAACCUGUUGAACCAAUACCUCCAGAAUUUGAGAAGUUCAUUGCCCGGUUUGGAGAUGCGGGUUUUGUCCUAGUGGCCCUGGGCUCCUCUGUGGACAUUAUUCCAUCCCAGGUUCUUAAGGAGAUGAACAGAGCUUUUGGUCAACUGCCUCAAGGGGUGAUAUGGAAGUGUAGUCCUUCUCAGUGGCCCAAAGACGUCACACUGGCAGCAAAUGUGAAAAUUGUGGACUGGCUUCCUCAGAAUGACCUCCUGGCUCACCCCAGCAUCCGCCUGUUUGUCACUCACGGAGGGCUGAAUAGUGUGAUGGAGUCUAUCCAGCAUGGCGUGCCCAUGGUGGCCAUCCCUCUCUUCAUAGACCAGCCUGGGAAUGUAAUACGAGUAGUAGCCAAAAAUCUGGGUGUUUCCAUCCUGGUAGAGAAGCUCACAGCGGAGACCCUGGCUCUUAAAAUGAAACACGUCAUCGGAGACAAGCGGUACAAAUCGGCAGCGGUGGCCGCCAGCAUCAUCAGGCGCUCCCACCCCCUGACCCCCGCCCAGCGGCUGGUGGGCUGGAUCGACCACAUCCUCCAGACAGGGGGCGCGGCGCACCUCAAACCCCACGCCUUCCAGCAGCCGUGGUACGAGCAGUACCUGCUGGACGUCCUCUUGUUCCUGCUGGUGCUCACCCUGGGCACCGCGUGGCUCUGUGGGAAGCUGCUGCGGCUGGCGGCCAGGUGGCUGUGUGGGGCCGGGAAGCUGAAGAGGGCCUGA
This is a messenger RNA of Pteronotus mesoamericanus, 1563 nucleotides long. RefSeq names its product UDP-glucuronosyltransferase 3A1-like. Gene Ontology annotation, cellular component: UDP-N-acetylglucosamine transferase complex. Gene Ontology annotation, molecular function: glucuronosyltransferase activity. Bases 1 to 1563 code for a protein of 520 amino acids. Lineage: Eukaryota; Metazoa; Chordata; Mammalia; Chiroptera; Mormoopidae. The record is from RefSeq and is a predicted model, not a curated record. The transcript is spliced from 7 exons.